Molecule: messenger RNA, 909 nt
Organism: Saxophila tyrrhenica
Lineage: Eukaryota; Fungi; Ascomycota; Dothideomycetes; Mycosphaerellales; Extremaceae
Exons: 3
Coding region: 1-909 (302 amino acids)
Source: RefSeq, a predicted model, not a curated record
AUGACUGAAUGGACGAGGGAAAUCAAGGGGUCGAGAAUCGCGAGAAGUUCCGAGGGACAACAAGAGCACGCUUACACCGCCCCGACACUUUCUCACCCAAGACACACGAGGCAGACAGCCGCUGCAUGCAAGAGAGGACCUGCAAGACUACGACUUUGGAAGAAAGUCGUCAUUGGUGCCUCGUCCAGAUCAUAUCCACAACAGCCCAUCUUCAAGCAUCGGAUGUCGCCCAAGCUCUGCUCGACGUUUCCGGUCUCCGUAUCAGCGUCAGAUGACUUCCGGCUGCGGAUCGCUUUUGUCGGGCUCCAGGUCCUGUCUCACCUGCACCAGCUCCAGCAACCGAUUCUUCUUCAUCCCUUCCAGGAAUCACUCGCAAUGGAGAGGCAGUUCUUCGAAGGGCAGAAAUGGAGUGUGCGAGAACUGCAGUUCAAUCUUGAGUAUGCUCUCGAAUUCGCUGAUCAACACCUCGCCCAAUGGAGAGGUUUUCUGCAUUCGAAGUUUCCUUCUAGACAUGAAAUAAUCGACCUCAGCAACUCCAUCGAAGCCGAAGAAGCCAUUGCCGAAGAUAGCAUCCUCCCGAAACGAGUCCGACCAAUGGACUUGACAAAGAUCAAAGUCGAGCUGCCGGCAACGAUCGCUCUGCUCGGCAUCGUGCAGAAUCGGAUCAAGCACCUCUACACCUAUGACUGGGAGCCGCAAGAUCGAUCGUUCAUUGUCACUACUUCUGACGGUAGAGGCAUGCUUAUCGAUCCACCCAAUGAUGAAGACGAAGCGCGGGUGCAGCAGAAGUGGAGGUGGUCUAUUGCCGUUGUUGCGCAGACUGCUCACGCUGUUGAGACUGAGUAUGCGCAGCUGACGAAGGUGUUUGAGGAUGCCGUGGAGAAGGGCAAAGGCAGAGCGCGUGGAUGA